Messenger RNA from Pseudoliparis swirei, 1071 nucleotides. RefSeq names its product cilia and flagella associated protein 57 (gene cfap57). The coding region runs from base 1 to 1071 and encodes 356 amino acids. NCBI's taxonomy places the organism in Eukaryota, Metazoa, Chordata, Actinopteri, Perciformes, Liparidae. The record is from RefSeq and is a predicted model, not a curated record. The transcript has 6 exons. Gene Ontology annotation, molecular function: protein binding.
AUGUCGACCAUCGUUGCCCAGUCUCAUUUCAUCUUCGGUCUGAGGACAGGUGUGAGCAAUAACUUGUGUUUCUUCGACGAGCACACUGUCGUUUUCCCCAGCGGAAACAGCUGCGUGUGCUUCAACGUCGCCCAAAGAUGUCAGAGGAUCAUUCCAGGCUCGGAGAAAAGCCGGGGCAUGCGCGCGCUGGCCAUCAGCCCCAACCGGCGUUACCUGGCGGUGUCGGAGUGCGGCGAGACGGCCACCGUCACCGUGUUCGACCUGCAGCACGAGCAGGGCCGGAAGAGGAAAGUUCUGACCGCGGGAGACGCGGUCGCGUCGGACUUUAUAUGCGUGGCGUUCUCCCCCGAUUCCAAGUACCUGGUCGGCCAGACGGGGGGCCCGGAGUGGAUGCUGAUCUUGUGGCUUUGGGAGAAACAGAAGGUCCUGGCAACGGUGAGGACCAGCAGCGACCCAAACAACUCCGUUACCCAGGUCAGCUUCAGCCCGUACAGCAACACGCAGCUGUGCGUGAGCGGGCGCGGCGUGUUCAAGCUGCUGCGCUACUCGGAGGGGUCCCUGAAGCAGAGCGGCGCCCCCAAGGUGGAGUCCGUGGACAUCCUGUGUCACACCUGGGCGUCCGGGGAGCGGGCGAUCGCUGGAACGGACAACGGCAGGCUGCUGGUGUUCGAGUCCGGAGACCUGCGAGGAGAGAUCAACGUGGCUUCCACCGCCGUGCAGCUGCAUUCUGACAGGCAAAUGCAGAUUAAGAAGAUCAGAGGCAGUGACGUGGAAGAAGGUCCUCGCAUCACAGCCAUUCUGUCUUACUCCAAGGGCUUCGCGUGCUCUUUGGGACCCGGCGCCGUCUGUCUCUUUGAGAAGACCGAGGAGGACGGUUAUAGAAGGAGCAGGGAGAUGCGGAUCCCACCAGACCCAUGCAGCAAUGAGCUGACCUCGGCGGAAUGCCAGGAGAUCGACACCAUGUGCAUCAGUCCAGCAGAGGAGACUCUGGCCAUCAGCACCGACAGAGGACAGCUGUACAGCUUCAGCCUCUCCUCUGUGCAGAGCCACACGGUAGUAGGCAUCUUAUAA